Chara braunii is the source of this 2416-nucleotide messenger RNA. Lineage: Eukaryota; Viridiplantae; Streptophyta; Charophyceae; Charales; Characeae. The record is from the annotation of a GenBank genome assembly.
CCGCGCUUUGUCGUCAUCGAAAGGUAGCAGAUCUGUGUGUCGUGUUUAGCUGCAGGCGCGCAUGGCUGACAUGGUGAGGAAGCUAGCUCUGCUAAUUAUCCUGAUUGGGGUGGUGGUGCUGCUCAUAGCUCUGCACGCGUGCCACCUGGCCGAUGCUCGCAUCCGGCGUGGAAGGAGGAAGGGGUUGAAGACGCUUCGACAGGGCGCAUCGGGGAGCAAAGGGAUGGGAGACGAAUACACUCGGGGUUGUGAGGGUUUUGGGAUGGGGAGGGGGGCGUACGGAGGAGGGAGUGGAAUGCAACACAAUCUCCACCAUAGGUUUGAUCCAAAUUUGUAUUCGCAUCUCCCUCCUCACCAGCAGCCUUUGCCUGAUGACACGACGUGGACGCCCCCUCCAUCAACAUUGGGUCUGGCAUGGGGGUCGACACUGACGUCUUACGACACACCACUGCGAGUUGAAAGCAACGGAGGGGGUGUGGGUCCGAUGUCCGCUUUGCUGGGCGAAACGCGGGGCAGAGGCCGUCAUCCAUUCGAUUCGCAACUGUCACCGACGGCCACCAUGGACGUGUCUGGAACGGCCCUCGUCCAACGGAGUGGACAGGGUGGCGGUGCGAGCACGCAGACAAUGCAUGCUAGUGUCCUUGACGACGGGGUGUCAAUGCAUCGGCCGAACCACAUGUCAAGGCCUGCGCCUAGCAAGGCCGCACCAGCGGGUAGCGUGCCGUAUCACCAACCUGCGGCAGGCGCUGCCAUGCAGGAUCAGAGGGCUGAUGUGGGCGGUGUUGCGGAAUCACCUCGAUGCGUGGAGCGUAUCGUCUGCCGAUUCAACAGCUUGCGGGCGACCAGCGAAGGUGACGAAGCAGGCGCGGCCAUGCAGGAACGGAGGCCUGAUCUGGGCGGGGUUGCGGAAUCACCUCGAUGCGUGGAGCGUAUUGUCUGCCGCUACAAUAGCUCGAGGCCGACCACCGACGGUGAUGUGGGCGGCCGUGACGGUGGUGCCAGCGAGGCGGACCGCGUCGACGUAGAAGACGAUGACGGUGACGAGGAAGACAAAGACGAAGCUCCGCUCAAGGAAGCAGUCUUCGGCGGGACGAAAAAGCAACCUUCCAAAGUCCGUGGGAAAGCGAAGGGUAAGGAUAAGGAAGGUGAUACGAAUGGCGAGGGUGGCGGGAGCGGAGCGCGGGGGAACUGGAGUUUGAACGAAUCCCUCGUUCUUGUCCGGUGCAAGAGAGACCAAGACGACUACUUCGCUAAUGCGGGAACCAAUUUCGCCAGAAUGAAAACGAAGGACCAGAAGUGGAUGGAGAUCGCUAAGCGGAUGGAGAAGGAAGGAGUUCGGCGAGAUGGGGAGCAAUGCAUGAAGAGAUGGGAGAACAUAUUCGGGUGGUACAGGAAAGUGUGGGACAGGGAGAAGGCUUCGGGACUGCAAUCGUACUUCCUCAUGACAACGAAAGCAUGGAAGGAGAAAGGGUACAAGUUCAAUCUAGACCGCACUCUAUACGACGCGAUCCACAUCAUGCAGGGGAACAACCAGGCCGUCCACCCGCCGAAUCUCAUGGACACCGGCAACACACAAGGGCAACAGUCACAACAAGGUGAGCAAAGUCAAGCGGCCACGGGUGGUGGGGAAGCAGACACUUCGGCGAGCGAGAACAGGGGAGCGGAUACGGAGGACGGGUGUGGCAGCAGGUCGUCUUCAAAUGGCAUUCAAGGCAAGUGGAAGAACGCCAGGCAAUUGGCUUUCGAGGCGGUGACGGAUGUGAUGAAAACGCACUCGACCGUUGUCGCAGAGUCCGUAGACCGUGCGAGCAAGCGGCAGUGCGACGUGCUCCAACGAUAUGGCAAUAGUGAAAUCGUACGUGGCGGUCAUCGAGGGGUUGUCGUUACGGAAGUCGAGAUCGAACAUUGCAGCUGUGUGCGGGUGCGGCGCUGCGCAUCAAUGGACAUCCAGGUGGCGCUGAGAGGUCGUGUCCUCAGUCGUACCAUAACUUUUUACGAGAUGAGGCAUCGUCGAGGAGAGAAGGACGGCAGGUUGUUUGAUUUUGUGGGCGAGGUAAGUGGACAGGAAGUGCGGCAUUACGAGGUGGACACGAACGGUGACACGAUUCUCAACGUCAUCGUUGCGUUGGGAUAUGUGGAUGAAAUGCUGCGCGAGGUGGUUGGCUACGCAACGAAAGUCCGCCGCGCGAUCCCCGACCGGUGGGAAGGAGGAGUAGACGUUCUCGCUGACAUCGUCGACCUCCUGAUGUCCAACAUCGCGAACGAGCACGACGACCACAUGACUGUUCCUGCGGAUUUCCGGGUCUGGCCGGAUCCUCCCUUGCACGACCGCCCGGGUCUCCGUGGCGAGAUCCGCAACAUCGAUGAGUAGGUGUGGAUGGAAGCCAUGGCGGCAAACCGUUCGCCGCUCGCACUU